This is a messenger RNA of Pollicipes pollicipes, 1432 nucleotides long. Its product is annotated as protein lingerer. Gene Ontology annotation, cellular component: cytoplasm; nucleus. The record is from RefSeq and is a predicted model, not a curated record. The coding region runs from base 113 to 1432 and encodes 439 amino acids. Gene Ontology annotation, molecular function: protein binding. Lineage: Eukaryota; Metazoa; Arthropoda; Thecostraca; Pollicipedomorpha; Pollicipedidae. The transcript has 8 exons.
UGGUCAACGCACGCAUCGGUUUCGUGUAAUAGGGGCUGCUGAUAUAUGUACAUACUGUACAUAGCGGACAGUGGCGUGACAGAGCAUACGGGCGUCCCAGGCGGCGAACGCGAUGAGUUCCGGUGGUCGCAGCUCGACCAGGAGCGCGGGCCGCUCCAAGGCGGAGCGCGGCCCGGGCAGGGAGGCCAGGCCGGCCGCCGACCCGGCCGCGCCGCACGACAAGCUCAAGCCACACACCAACGCCAAACCGAGAGAAGAUAAAAUGUUCGAAGACAAAAUCAGCCAAGUGAUACAGCUCACAGGCAAAACAAAAGAUGAGGCAGAAAUCGCCUUGUUCGACUGUGAUUACGACCCUACGAGAGCUAUCAACAUGCUCCUGGAAGGUGACGAUCAGGGCGAGUGGGUGGAAAAGACGAAGAAAAAGAAGCUGCCAAAGCCGGCGCCGGCCGACCAGAAGGUGCCAGAGGAGAGCGCAGGCCCCAAGGAGGAGGAGCGGGACCGGGACAGGGAUCGGGACCGGUCCCGCAGCCGGGGCGGUCAGCCCCCGCGACUGCGGCGGGGCGCCGCUCAGGACAGGAGCUGGAAGGCGCGAGAGAGCCGGGAGAACGAGAAGAACGCGGCGGACGGCGGCGACGGCGAGGGGCGGCCACGCUGGGCGGGCCGCGGCGGCGGCGCACGCGGCGGCCGUGGCGGCCGGCGCGGUGCGCUGGGCUCGCGCAGCUUCCAGACGCGCCGCGGCGACGACUUCGCCGCCAUCGACACCUGGACGAACCCGGGCGACGAGCGGGGCGGCCGCGGCCGCAGCCGGACGCAGCCCGGCGGCGGCUGGGACCAGGGCUUCCCGGCCGCCGACGACUGGGACAACGAGGAGUGGGGCGGCUCGCUCACCGACACCAAGGUGUUCACGCCCAGCGCGCCCGUGCAGCCGGCGGCGCCCGCGGCCGGCGACACGCCGGUGUCUAGCACGCCUGCGCCGCCGCCCGCCUCCACACUCGGCCCCAGCCUCGACCUAAGGGCACUGCUCGGCAAGGCGCCCGCCGCCGGCGAGGCCGGCGGCGACGCGCCGACGUACUCGCAGUUCGCGGCGACGCCGGCAGAUGGGGGACGCUGUCUGAGCUACUCGUCGGGGUACACGUCUGACAGUUUCGCGAGCCAACUCAAGUCGUCGCUGGCGCCGUCGGAGCCGGUGUCCACGGCCACCAGCAUGUCGCAGUCGUUGCCGCAGAGGAGCAAAGUACAAAAGCCGCGGAUGCAGCCGCCGUCCAAGAUUCCGGAGUCGGCCGUGGAGAUGCCCGGCGAUCCCGUCUCGUCGCUGGGCGUCAAGUUCGGCGGCCUCGACUUCGGCACCUCCGACAGCAAGCCGUUUCAGACGCCGGACGGCGACGCGGACGCCUUCUCCUCGGGCGUGGCGUCGUCCGCCCGCGCCCCGUAA